Carica papaya (papaya) is the source of this 965-nucleotide messenger RNA. Its product is annotated as mitochondrial ribosomal protein L51/S25/CI-B8 family protein. Gene Ontology annotation, cellular component: mitochondrial large ribosomal subunit. Gene Ontology annotation, biological process: mitochondrial translation. Gene Ontology annotation, molecular function: structural constituent of ribosome. Lineage: Eukaryota; Viridiplantae; Streptophyta; Magnoliopsida; Brassicales; Caricaceae. The record is from RefSeq and is a predicted model, not a curated record.
AGGAAGAAGAGAGGAUGUGGGAGCUUCAUAGCAGACUUUCGGUUGAAGAGAAGAACAGGAAGACGUUAGCCCGAGGUUUGUGAGAAAAGGGAUUUGCGAAGAAAUCUCUAACCUCUCUCGCGUGAACCCUCUUGCACCGAAGAGGAAGAAAGAGAACGUAGCAUUGGACGACUUCGAAGCUGAAAAAAGAAGAUACAUCAACAAGACGAGGAUUGGAAGAGAUGGCAUUGAGAGGUGUCUGGCAGCUGCAAAAGCUCAUUGUUAGCUAUUGUGAUUGGGGGGGAAGUAGUAGAGGCAUCAGGGCAUUUAUGGAAUCACAUUUGCCAACACUUAAAGAAAACAAUCCUCAGCUAGAGGUGGUUACUGAACUCAUUCGAGGACAGCAUCCUCAUUUGAAAGGCUUUUACAAGAACAAAAAUGAGCGUGUGGUAUGCGUGAAAAAUAUGACUCCUGAUGAGGUCCUUCUGAAUGCAACAAGGCUCCGGAAUGCACUGGGGCGGAAAGUGGUAAAAUUGAAGACAAGACAUGUAACUAAACACCCUAGCGUGCAAGGCACGUGGAGCACGGACGUGAAAUUUUGAGGCAAGGCAAAUGAGUUUCCCUUCCUUUUUCUUAAUGGCUCAUUUGACUCAGAAUCUGAAACUUUAGUCUUCGUAAUUGAUUGGAGCUCUUCAAAUUUCUGCGAAUUGCAUACUAGGGUUAGUAUCUUCUAAGAUACUUAUUUUGGGUGCUUUGCCUGUCUUGUUUCUGGGAAUACUGGGGUUAUCCCUUCUGGUCAGAUUCCAUUAAUAUAAAGUCAUGACCUUCCCACACUUAGAAGCCUGUGGAUACAAAACAGCAGCUUGAUAAAUUCCUUGGACGAACUUUGCUGUUUUCUGCUUCCUCAUGCUGUAUCUUAUAAAAUUAACUCAAAUUGUAAAUUACAUGUGCAUCUUUGAGUUGAAUUAAAAAAAUUUAAACCGUCA